Maniola jurtina (meadow brown) is the source of this 1127-nucleotide messenger RNA. RefSeq lists its product as uncharacterized. Gene Ontology annotation, cellular component: extracellular region. The record is from RefSeq and is a predicted model, not a curated record. Bases 1 to 1017 code for a protein of 338 amino acids. Lineage: Eukaryota; Metazoa; Arthropoda; Insecta; Lepidoptera; Nymphalidae. The transcript has 4 exons. Gene Ontology annotation, molecular function: chitin binding.
AUGGCGUCGAUAUUGUUAAGGAGUGUAUUAUUUGUUAUUUUCACAAUCUAUGUUUUCGGUGAUGAAAUAGAAAUAGAGGUGCAAAGUAAUAGAGUUUUGAAAAUGUUAAGGGAAAUGGUAAACCAAACCACAGCUGAAUCUUUAAACCUACCAGCCAAUGCGACCUCGAUAAGAGAAAAUAUUACUGAUACUUUCAGUUGCGAGAACCGGACCUACGGCUACUAUGCAGACGUUGACAACGAAUGCCAACUCUUCCACGUGUGCGUCCCCGUACAGCUGGCAACCGGACGCAACCUCACCUUCAAAUACAGCUUCAUAUGUCCCAAGGAGACUAUGUUCAACCAGGAGGUACUUGUAUGUGCAAGACCCAGGGAAUCCAUCCCAUGCGAAGAAUCAUCAAGCUUCUACGAUCUGAACAUGGAAAUCGGUAAAAUAGCAGACCCAGACAAAGAAGAUUUGGAUACCAAUAUGAAUAAACAAACAGAAAAUAUACCACCUAAAGGAAAUGCUAAUAAAAAUCGCAACCAAAAUCGUAAGAAACAAAACAUAAUCAUGGACGCUUUAUUAAGAGACGCAGAGGAACAGAUGGGUAUGGUUGAGGAACUGGAUGAAAAGCCUAUAGAUAUCGAAACAGAAAAGGAAACGAAAAUUGAAAUGGCUCCAUAUACCCCUAAGGACAAAAUAGAGAUGACUCAAUACAAGAAACCUGAAGCAUUUUUUGAAACAAGUGAAAAUAAACCAGAAUUAAAAACAGAUACACCCCAAUACGCUCCUCAUGUUAAAAUAGAUACGACUCAAUACUAUCCUCAGAUCAAAACAGAAACCCAAUAUGGUACAGACAUAAAAAUAGAACCAGUUCAGUACUAUUCUGAGGUUCCAGCUGAGACAGUCGAAUAUAACCCUAAUGCCCCAGAAGUUAAGGACGAAUUUGAAAACUCAAGAUUGGGUUCUGAAAGAAGUAGGAAAAGGACGGGAAGGAAAAUAUGGAGAGGGUCUAUGAAAUACAAAAUCGUAUGAAAUACCUAGUAGUAUAGUUGUAAAUGAUUGCCAGCAUGUUAAACAGGAUAAUGUGUGUAAAUAGUUUCAAUUGUAAUAAGUUAUCUUGAAGUUGCCUAAUAAAAGGAUAA